GAGCAAAUGAGAAGAGGCGGGUGGGAAGAGGUUCAAGGGCGGGUUUUCUCCUUGAACCUGGGCUAGUAUGGGUCAAGAGCUGUGUGCAAAGAGGCUACAGCCAGGAUGCAGUUGCUACCACCGUUCGGAGGGAGGGGAGGCGCACAGCUGUCAGAGAAGCCAGCCUGGAAGCACCGAGCCUGCUGUAUUCGAGCUAACAGAAGCAUCCAGUUCCACGGCUUCAUUUCACCCCAGGGGACUGGAGGCUGCCAGUGCCCAGAAGUUGAAGAGUAAAAGGCCCCGGAGUAACAGUGAUUCUUUUCAGGAAGAGAAUCUGAGGCAGGGGUUGCCAUGGAAGAAGAGCCUCCCUUUUGGGGCAGCCUCAUCUUACUUGAACUUGGAGAAGCUGGGUGAAGGUUCUUAUGCCAAAGUUUACAAGGGCAUCAGCAGGAUAAAUGGACAACUAGUAGCUCUCAAGGUCAUCAGCAUGAAUGCAGAGGAGGGAGUCCCUUUCACAGCCAUCCGGGAAGCAUCUCUCCUGAAGGGCUUGAAGCAUGCCAAUAUUGUCCUCUUGCAUGACAUUGUUCACACCAAAGAGACUCUGACAUUCGUAUUUGAAUACAUGCAUACCGACCUGGCCCAGUACAUGUCUCAGCAUCCUGGAGGGCUUCAUCCUCACAAUGUCAGGCUUUUCAUGUUUCAACUUCUGCGGGGCCUGGCAUACAUCCACCACCAGCGUGUUCUCCACAGGGACCUGAAACCUCAGAACUUGCUCCUCAGUCACCUGGGAGAGCUCAAACUGGCUGAUUUUGGUCUUGCUCGAGCCAAGUCCAUUCCUAGCCAGACAUACUCCUCAGAAGUGGUGACACUCUGGUACCGGCCACCUGACGCUUUGCUGGGAGCCACUGAGUACUCCUCUGAGCUAGACAUAUGGGGCGCAGGCUGCAUCUUCAUUGAAAUGUUCCAGGGUCAACCUCUGUUUCCUGGGGUAUCCAACAUCCUCGAACAGCUGGAGAAGAUCUGGGAGGUUCUGGGAGUCCCUACAGAGGAUACCUGGCCUGGAGUCUCCAAACUGCCUAACUACAAUCCAGAAUGGUUCCCGCCACCUAAACCUCAAAGCCUGCAGAUUGUCUGGGACAGGCUGGGUGGAGUUCCUGAAGCUGAAGACCUGGCCUCCCAGAUGCUAAAAGGCUUCCCCAGGGACCGUGUCUCAGCCCAAGAAGCGCUCGUUCAUGAUUAUUUCAGUGUCUUGCCAUCCCAGUUGUACCAGCUUCCUGAUGAGGAGUCUCUGUUUGCAGUUUCGGGAGUGAAGCUAAAGCCAGAAAUGUGUGACCUUUCGGCUUCCUACAGGAAGAGACACCACCUAGUCGGGGUUAACAAAUGUUGGUGAAAAGAAAAGGCCUGUAGCCACACGGUCUCCUUGUGUCAGCUUACGACGAAGCUUCGUGCCCUAUUUCAUACUGGAUCAGAGAUCUGUGUUCUCUCUCUGGCUGCCUGGAAUAUUUAAAACAUGAUGUUCAAGACAAGGAUAUAAUACAGGAAGAGUGCAAUGAAAGGUUAUUGCUAUUAUUGUUACCUAAAAACAAAGAAAGAAAGAAAGAAAGAAAGAAAGAAAGAAAGAAAGAAA
Molecule: messenger RNA, 1606 nt
Organism: Mus musculus (house mouse)
Lineage: Eukaryota; Metazoa; Chordata; Mammalia; Rodentia; Muridae
Gene: Cdk15
Product: cyclin dependent kinase 15
Exons: 14
Coding region: 68-1369 (433 amino acids)
Biological process (GO): regulation of cell cycle
Molecular function (GO): protein kinase activity; ATP binding; cyclin-dependent protein serine/threonine kinase activity
Source: RefSeq, marked validated